Molecule: messenger RNA, 2425 nt
Organism: Syngnathoides biaculeatus (alligator pipefish)
Lineage: Eukaryota; Metazoa; Chordata; Actinopteri; Syngnathiformes; Syngnathidae
Gene: aar2
Product: AAR2 splicing factor
Exons: 4
Coding region: 312-1475 (387 amino acids)
Biological process (GO): spliceosomal tri-snRNP complex assembly
Source: RefSeq, a predicted model, not a curated record
AAUUGUUCCUGCCCGGGGUCCAAUUACAGCAGGACAAAGCCGUGUUUCCAUGUUUCCUCCCGAGCGGAAACAUCGGCGUCUGGUCGAGCUAAAUGGGAGUUACUGGUCCAGUAAAUUAUACUAGUCACGCCAACAGUCUUUAAAAAAUUUUUUCCGUAAAUUGCAUUUUGUGUGCGUUGCUUGUAUUGUGCUAACUGUGAAAAAAGACCAACAAAAAACGUGAGUAUAAACAUUUACUCAAAUGCCGCACGAUGGGCCUGAUUUAGUUUAGCCAUUUUUUACAUCACAUUCGCCGGAUUUAGAUUCCAGAAAUGGCUAGCAAUAGCCGCGUAGACAUGGAUCCUGAUGUUGCCCGGAGGCUGUUUGAGGAUGGGGCCACCCUGGUGUUGCUGGGUGUCCCUCAGGGCACAGAAUUUGGCAUUGACUGCAAUAGUUGGCAGGUUGGUCCCCGUUUUCGGGGUGUGAAGAUGAUCCCCCCCGGCCUGCACUUCGUAAACUACUGCUCCGUCAACCCACCGAGCUGUGGAGGGGAAGUUGGCCCAAAAACAGGCAUGUUUCUCAGUCUCCAACCGAGAGACAUCCUGUUGGCUAACUGGGACCCCAAAGAAGAGGAUCUGGACUUCUCUGCCUCCCAGAAUGAGGAAGAAGUAAGCAGAGUCCGAGCGAAUCUGCAGGAUCUGGACCCGUACCUCGGACCUUAUCCUUAUGAGUUGAUGAGGAAGUGGGUGUCCCUCACGGACCAUCUGAGUGAGGAAGUGGCCAAAAGCUUGCAGCCCCUCUCAGGUCGAGUACGCGCCUACAGCGACGUUGUCCCCGAGGUGGACUUCAGGCACACCAAGGACCGGGCCCAGCAGCCCAGGAACGACACCGCCUGCCAGACGAUGAAGGAGGGACUGGACAGGCUCCCCAAGAUGAAGCAGAGGGAGGGGACCCAGUUGCGCUUCUCUGUCAUCCCAGAUAAGACUUACCCACCCGGUGCCACUCCCGCCCAGAUCACGCAGUGCAGCCUGGACUUCACGUAUGCCUUGGAGUCUGUGCUUGACAAGAACCACAAGCAGAAUCCUCUAAACCUGCUCGGUGAGCUCCAGUUUGCCUUUGUGUGUUUCCUGUUUGGAAACGUGUACGAGGGCUUUGAGCACUGGAAGCGCCUUCUCAGCCUGCUCUGUCGAGCCGAGGUGGCCAUGCGGAAGCACAAGGAGCUCUUCCUCGGGCUCAUCGCCGUGCUCUACCACCAGCUGGGGGAAAUCCCUCCGGACUUCUUUGUGGACAUCGUGUCUCAGAGCAACUUCCUCACGUCUACACUGCAGGACUUUUUCCAGUUCGCCAGCGGGCCUGGAGUGGAUGGAGCGCUCUGCAAAAGAGCGGAGAAGUUCAAAGCUCACCUGACCAAAAAGUUUUCCUGGGAUUUCGACGCAGACUUGGAUGAUUGCGCCCCGGUGGUGGUGGACCUUCCCGAGGGUUUUACAGUGGACUGACUUCUCGCUCAUUGGAAGUUGGGCCAAACUUGAUUCCUGGAUGAGGUUCUAAAUCCAUACUGUCACUGCUCUGGGAAGUAUUUAUCAAACUAACCCUUCUUAAAGCCACGGGAGUCGUAGCAACCCCCCCAAUCAUCAUAAACAUCUGUUUAAUAGCAAUUUAAAGGGAGAAAUUCUGUCAAUGUGACAGUGGGAAAAGUUUCCAUUGACACCUGCCUGGCUCCCGUUGUAAACUCUGAGACGCUUGGCUGGUGCGGAGGACAUUUGGCCUGGAGAGCCACUUAACGUACCUUUUGUGAAUCAAUGUUAUUAAUAAGGCAUGAAAGCAACUCUGGGUCCUGGACAAGGUCAGUUGUCUACCAUUUAUCAGAACUUACAUUUAGAUUUCUACAAGUGAUGGAUUGACCAUGUGAGCAGUGUGAUGAAUCCUGUAAAAUUGAGCUCUCGUGGGGAUGUUAUUAUUAUUAUUAUUAAUUUAUUUAUUGGAUUCACAUUUCUCCGCCCCAAAGGCAGUUGAAUGCGAAAGAUUUCACACAGCAGGCAGCCUGAGCUGUGUGCUCUGAACUGGUUUCCAAAAUGAAUUCAAAAUACGAUUCAUAUUUUUUUUUACAAUGCGCUAUCAUAACUUAACAAAUGUGAAACUGUCAUGUUUCAUCAUUAACAAUGGGAAAUAAAUGUAAUGUUUAUACACAUGGAUUUGUUAACCAGGCCAUUUGAAAUAGCACAAAACAAUUAAGAUGUUUUUUUGGUCCUGAUUUUGAAAUAAUGAAAAAUAGAAUUCAACAGCACCAGGGGUCAAAGCAUCCUUGUUGCCCUGAUUCCAACCUUGACCGUGUCCACAGACUUAAAAAAAAAAAAAUCCAUCUGUCAUCGUUGACAUGACAUGAUUUGGGGCAGAAUUCCAAUUUUUAUUAAAAUGUACUAUUUUUUGUUGUUGUUUAUCAUUCAUG